This is a messenger RNA of Oryzias latipes (Japanese medaka), 4090 nucleotides long. It is a transcript of the gene fmnl1b, whose product is annotated as formin-like 1b. Gene Ontology annotation, molecular function: actin filament binding; small GTPase binding. Gene Ontology annotation, biological process: cell migration; regulation of cell shape; cortical actin cytoskeleton organization. NCBI's taxonomy places the organism in Eukaryota, Metazoa, Chordata, Actinopteri, Beloniformes, Adrianichthyidae. The record is from RefSeq and is a predicted model, not a curated record. Gene Ontology annotation, cellular component: cytosol.
CUCUGAGCAGGGCAGGCUGGGCGGCUGCUCUCUGGAUCUCCACCUUCUCCGUGUCCUGCUCCUUUCGUGGACAUGGUGGCCGCAGGUGAAGGAGGUCCCCACGUGACCUGAGCGCACCUGACAGCUCGGAGUUUGCCUCAGAGAAGUGACAGUUUGUGUUCUUGAUUGAAGGCACCUGCCCUGAGCUCCUCCUCCUCCCGGCUCCCUCGGCUGUCACUCUGUGUCUGUCAGUGUGAGGAUAUCUCCUUCCCUCUUUCUAGGGUUUCAUAAUGCGCCGGGAUCUGCCGCUCAUUCACAGGCUGGGGUGGAUUUCAUCCCUCUGCUUGUUGGAGACCAUCAGCCAGUGAUGAAAACGGCCUCGAUAUGCAUCAGCACAGGGGUUUGGAGGCGCUGACUGGGAGUCCUCGGGUCCCACACAACUUUAAAUAAGAGACAUUUUUACAAGAGGACUAUUUUUUAAGGAUUUAUUGUCUUGUUUGGAUUCCCUGAACUCAUAAUCAUGGGGAACGCAGCUGGAAGUGCCGCAGUCUCUCAAAAUAAGGAGACCAGGAGUUUGACUCCCACCGGGUCCGCGAGACAGGCGGCAGGUGUGAACCCCCCCAUGCCCCCCGAGGAGGAGCUGGAGGAGCGCUUCAGCGCAGCUCUGAACACAAUGAAUCUUCCGCCCGACAAAGUAGAGAUCCUGGUUCAGUAUGACAACGAGAAGAAAUGGGAAUUGAUCUGUGAUCAGGAGCGAUUCAAGGUCAAGAAUCCACCGUCUGCUUACUUGGAAAAGCUGAAAGCUCACCAGGUUAAUGGAGGAAUUGGCUGGAUGUUCAAAAGACGUGUUGAAGAAUCCACACCCGUCCUGAGGGAGCUGGAGAUUUCCCUGAGAACCAACCACAUCGGAUGGGCAAAAGAGUUCCUGAAUGAAGAGAAUCGUGGCUUGGACGUGCUUGUGAAUUAUCUUUCUUUUAUUAACAGUACAGUCAAGAAUGAUGUGGACACUUCGGACAGAAACACCGAAUGCAGAGACCAGCACACCUACGCUUCUGUGGACAACCUCAAUGGAAGCCCCCCACCCAAGAGCUCUGCCUCAAGAGCCAGCAGAGGCUUCACACUCAGGAGACCAAUGAGGAACUCCCGUGUUUCAAGUCAGAAAGAUGACGUCCAUCUGUGCAUCAUGUGUUUACGUGCCAUUAUGAACUAUCAGUCUGGCUUCAGUCAGGUGAUGCAGCACCCCUCAUGUGUGAACGAGAUCACGCUGAGCCUCAAUGACAGACACCCCAGGACCAAUGCUCUGGUGCUGGAGCUGCUGGCAGCCGUGUGUUUGGUCCAGGGGGGCCAUGGCAUCAUCCUCUCUGCCUUCAACAACUUCAAAGAGGUCUGUGGGGAAAAGAGGCGAUUUGAGAAGCUCAUGGAAUAUUUCCGCAGUGAGGAGAGCAACCUGGACUUCAUGGUGGCCUGUAUGCAGUUCAUCAACAUUGUGGUCCACUCAGUGGAGGACUUGAACUUCAGAGUCUACCUUCAGCACGAGUUCACUCAGCUCCAGCUGGAUGACUACCUGGAGCAAUUGAAGUUAUCAGAAAGCGACAGGCUGCUGGUGCAAAUCCAGGCCUACCUGGACAAUCUGUUUGAUGUGGGCUCUUUGUUGGAGGACGCAGAGGCGAAGAACGCCAUGAUGGAGCACGUGGAGCAACUGCAGGAGAAGAACGUUAAGCUGAACACCAGACUGCAGGAGAGCGAGAGCGAGGCAAAGGUCAAAGUGUCACAGCUGGAGAACAAGCUCAUCCAGACCACCAAAGAACUGGAGCUCCUGAAGGGAAGUCUUAACAGUCCGAGCUCCCAGGGAAACACAGACGAUCCACAUAAACUGGUUUCCCGGGUUCAGGUUCUGGUGCAGCAGGGUGUCCUCUGUGUGGAGCGUUCCCCCACCGGGGAAGCAGUUGUCAAAGUCCAGCAGACAGAUGAAACUGAUGCUGCUGCGACCUCCCCACAACCCCCAACGGAAGAAUCUCCGCAAACUCCAGCUGCUGCUCCGCCUCCUCCUCCCCCUCCUCCUCCUCCGCCUCCGCCGCCUCCAGCCUUAAUUCCCCCACCUCCUCCACCACCCCCACUGUCUUCUGGAGGCUUCACAAACCAGAAAGAGGAUGCAGGAGGCAAUAAGACUAAGAAGCCCAUCCAAACCAAGUACCGCAUGCCCCUGCUGAACUGGAAGCCCCUCCAGUCUUACCAGGUGGAGGGCACCAUCUUCAGUGAGCUGGAUGACACGUCUGUCUUAAAGACUCUGGACAUGUCCACGUUUGAGGAUCAGUUUAAGACCAAAGCCCAGGCCUCCACUGUGGACUUGGGAACCCUGAAGACAAAAGCGAGCCCCAAGCCUUCCAUCAAAGUGUCUGUGGUGAAUCUUCACAGGUCCAAAAAUCUGGCCAUCACUCUGCGCCAAGAGGACAAGGAUGCUUCUGAAAUCUGCCACGCCAUCAAAACGUACAACCUGAAAGCUCUGCGGUUGGAUUUCCUGGAGCUUCUGGAGCCUUUCAUCCCCACAAAGCACGAAAUGAAGCUCAUCCAGGACUUUGAGGCAGAGGGCAGGUGUCUGGACGAGCUCAGCGAAGCGGACCGCUUCAUGGUGCACUUUAGCAAGAUCCCUCGGCUCCCUCAGCGUAUUAGCACCCUCACUUUCAUGGGUAACUUCCCCGAUAGCGUGCAGCUCAUCCAACCGCAACUGGACGCCAUCAUCGCAGCCUCCAUGUCAAUCAAAUCCUCCAACAAGCUGAAGAGAAUCCUGGAGAUUAUCCUGGCGUUUGGAAACUACAUGAACAGCGGAAAACAAGGGCCGGUGUAUGGCUUCCGUCUGGAAAGUCUGAAUUUGCUAUUUGAGACCAAAUCUACAGACCGGAAGCAGACGCUGUUGCACUUCAUUGUUAACGUCAUCCAGGAGCAGUACUCAGAUCUGCAGACGUUUUACACAGAGCUGCAUUUCCUGGACAAGGCAGUGCUUGUUUCAUUGGACCAGCUCCUGGCGGAUGUGGGAGCUCUGGAAAGAGGCAUGGAGCUGACAAAGCAGGAGUUGUGUGAAGAGGAGGAUAACGCAGUCCUGAAGACGUUUGUGGACAGCAACACUCAGCUGCUCAGCUCUCUUGUGGCUGAUGGGAAAACGGCUCAGGAUGCAUACGAGUCAGCUGUGCUGUACUUUGGAGAGGAUCCCAAAUCCACUCCACCCUCCGCCUUCUUCUCUCAUUUUAACAGGUUCAUCAAAGCAUACAAGGAAGCUGAGAAAGAGCAGAAGAGAAAGAAGUUUGACCUGCAGUACGAAGCUCGAUCGGGUCCUGUCAAUGCAAAGGGGGCUGAAAGGAAGUCUUUAGCACCAUGCGUAAAGCCUCACAUGGAUCUGAUGGCAGAGCUGAAGAAGAGGCAGUCGACCCCUCUGGUGAGGGAGGGGAAGGACGGCACCAUCGAGGACAUCAUCUCAGACCUGAGGAAUCAGCCGUACCGGCGGUUGGACAGCGGGCGCCACAGCUCCAAGGGGAAGCUCAAGCAACAGCUGCAAGUCUCCUCGGACAUCUCCCUCUGAGCGGCAGAAAAGGCUGCUGCAGCAGAACUACAGCACUGUGCGGCGCCGCUCUGCACGCCGACAUGUAGAGCUGGACACGCGUGCAGCGAGGUCGCAACUGCACCCGGACACUGAUGCAGUUUACAUGGACUGCAGGCACGAGCAGAGGUUCAAAUAUGUCAAAGACUGUGGAAACUGAGAGAAUAGCAGGAAAGUCUAAACGACUCCGCUGACGGGGAGCAUGAGAGCUGCUUCCACAACGCCAGGAAACCUCCAUCCUUGUCAGCUGGAAGAGUUUUUGGAGCUUUCUCAAAGAAAACCAAAAAAAACAAGCUUAGAGUAUUAGUUCACUCUCUUUUAUUUCCUCUGUUUUUAUGGCCGGUUUCAAAGAUUACAGACUCGUAACAUAUUUAAAUUAUUUUAAGUAUAUGAAUAUGAAAAUGCUACAUUACUUCUUUCUUUCAGCACCCACCUAAUAAAGCAUCUGGCAUUGCUGAUUUAGUGUGUUUUUAAACAGUUGAUGUAGUUUAAAUGGAAUAAAUGCAUUUGUAAAUGUAA